Choloepus didactylus (southern two-toed sloth) is the source of this 1017-nucleotide messenger RNA. RefSeq names its product RERG like (gene RERGL). Bases 41 to 655 code for a protein of 204 amino acids. Gene Ontology annotation, molecular function: GTPase activity; GTP binding. The record is from RefSeq and is a predicted model, not a curated record. Lineage: Eukaryota; Metazoa; Chordata; Mammalia; Pilosa; Megalonychidae. The transcript is spliced from 5 exons.
ACCAGAAGACAGAACUGACCAAGAAGGAACAGUGAACAAGAUGAAUGAUGUGAAGCUUGCUGUUUUGGGUGGUGAAGGAACAGGGAAAUCUGCCCUUACAGUAAGGUUUCUUACCAAGCGAUUUAUUGGAGAAUAUGCAUCUAAUUUUGAAUCUAUCUAUAAUAAGCAUUUCUGUUUGGAAGGGAAGCAACUAAAUCUGGAAAUAUAUGACCCUUGUUCUCAAUCCCAGAAAGCAAAAUUCUCCCUCAUCAGUGAGCUCCAGUGGGCAGACGGGUUUGUCAUUGUCUAUGACAUCAGUGACAGGUCUUCGUUUGCUUUUGCAAAGGCACUGAUCUACAGAAUUCGGGAGCCACAAACGAAUCAUUGUAAAAGAGCUGUGGAAUCAGCAGUGCUUUUGGUUGGCAAUAAGCAAGAUCUCUGUCAUGUGCGAGAAGUUGGCUGGGAAGAAGGGCAAAAACUGGCAUUGGAUAACCGAUGCCAAUUCUGUGAACUGUCUGCAGCAGAACAGUCUUUGGAGGUAGAAAUGAUGUUUAUCAGAAUUAUCAAGGACAUCCUGACAAACUUCAAACUCAAAGAAAAGAGAAGACCCAGUGGAUCUAAAUCAAUGGCCAAAUUGAUCAAUAAUGUAUUUGGCAAGAGAAGGAAAUCUGUUUAGUAGACGAGCGACCCUAAUGGUAGUAUUAUAUCAGAGAUAAAUAUUUACAUGAUAGUUAACGUUACCUUUUGUUAUGUGAUUUAAAACUAAUUGUCUUGGAGAUAUUAAAUGAUUGAACAUAAACUACAACAAUAUUUUCAAACAUCUAAUUUAGCUGUUUGGUUGUUUGUGCCCUAAACAUUCAGCUUGCCAUGUAACCCUUCAUUUAAGAAUAGCACUCAGUAUAACCAAUUGGUGGAUUCCUUCCUAGUUUGCCUUGCCAAAUAAUUCAUGCUUAUGUAAUUUUAUUAUACUGUCGUUCUAGAGGUUUCCAUUUACCUUUAUUCCAUUUCUUCCUUUGGAGCGAAGCAGAGUUAUAUUCA